Molecule: messenger RNA, 5087 nt
Organism: Sphaerodactylus townsendi
Lineage: Eukaryota; Metazoa; Chordata; Lepidosauria; Squamata; Sphaerodactylidae
Gene: TAF2
Product: TATA-box binding protein associated factor 2
Exons: 27
Coding region: 1494-5087 (1197 amino acids)
Biological process (GO): transcription initiation at RNA polymerase II promoter
Cellular component (GO): transcription factor TFIID complex
Molecular function (GO): transcription cis-regulatory region binding; RNA polymerase II general transcription initiation factor activity; chromatin binding
Source: RefSeq, a predicted model, not a curated record
UUUUUUCCUUUUCUCUAACUCUUCGUCUCCCUCCCUCCCCGCAACACGUACAGCCUACAGACUUUCAAAAAACAAACGGCCUACAGACUUUCACAACGUCACCGACUUACGUAGGCCGCUUAAUUUUUGAAAAUCUGUAGGCUGUACGAGUUACGGGGAGGGGGGGAACACGAAGAAUUAGGGACGUUGACCUUUAACCUGACGGCGCGAGGUCAAAGGUUACCAACAAAAUGGCGCCCGCCGAAGACGCGGAGCUGAUUGGGCGCGCACAGGAAGGGUCGAGUGACGGAGGCCCGGCGUGAGCCUGCCCGUGGUCCGCCAGCCGGAGGAAGCGAGACUUAAGGGGCUCCCGUGUCGAGAGAGCCGGGAUCUUUCCGCCCGAGCGGAGCGGAGUCUUCGGAGGCGGUUCCCGGGUUGUCGCUGCGGAGAAACGCCGGACCAACUGCUGCUUUCCUCCCGGCUCCGCGCCGGCCGUAUAACGACCGUCGGAGCGGCCGACAGAAAGCCUCGCUUCUCCAAGGAGGGCAACUCCUCGCGACUCUGCUAAAGGCGCUAGUCCUCAAGAACACCCCGCUGCUCCCUGCGCCGUGGAGGACUCGGCUCCGCCUCAGAACCUCUUUCCUCCGCCUUCCUUACAUCCCCUGGAGAUGCCCCUCAGCUAACAGCACCGCGGUCCCUCCUAAGCGCUCCCUCCAAAAUGCACACGUUUUCAGCAGCUCCCACAGUGAAUUAGCCAUGCCUUAGAUUGACCUGGGAUCCUGUAUCCCGUCUCCCCCUCCGAAUGAAGUCGUCCAGAGUGCAGCUGAAUUACUGCUGGUGUUUGCUUUUCCUGACCGGAGCAUCAAUAAAAACCUGCCCUUAUUUUGGAGAUACCCUUAGACCUUGUCAGAAACCUUGGCAGCAGUCAGCUGCUGUCCUUUGAAUCAUGUGGAGGGGAAUGUUGAUGGUUUAGUGUUCUUUUAUUCAGAUAGAAGCACCCACAACACCCUAUCCGUGUUCUGAAGCAUAUCCCCAGAUCAGUCAUAGAGACCGUUUUUUUCACCAAGGAGGUGUCUGCAAAAAAAUAUCGGUACUUGGGUUUGAAAGUGCCUAAAGGGAUCCUUUUUUAGUUUAGAUGAUUCAGAAGUUGGCUUAUAUAAAUUCUCUUCCUAGCUAUGCUCCCUGGCUUCAUUACUUCAGUGGAUGGUAUUAUUGGUACUUGGCAUAUUGUAUAAAUCUUCCUAGUUUAACUGAUCACUGUUUUUCAAAUUUAGGGGAAACCCUUUAGAAAGUAAACUUCUGGCAUUCAGGCACUGAAGACUAUAUACCAUUUGGUUUUAUGGAUAAUGAUCCCUCUCUGGAUUUGUCCAAGUCUGCUGUUCGAAGACUUGCUGAUGAAAGAUCUGUAACAAAUUCAUAAAGAAAGACAAUAUUAAAAGGAUCCCUGAAAAGACUCCUGUUGAAGAUGGCGAUGUGUAUUUGAGUCUCACUGAGGUUCAGUGGUGCUGUUCACAAUGAACAGGAAGAAAGGAGACAAGGGGUUUGAGAGCCCCCGACCAUAUAAAUUAACCCACCAGGUGGUCUGUAUCAACAACAUCAAUUUCCAGAGAAAAUCUGUUGUGGGUUUUGUGGAGCUGACAAUAUUUCCCACUGUGGCAAACCUGAAUAGAAUCAAGCUUAACAGCAAACAGUGCAGGAUAUACAGAGUGAGAGUCAACGAUCUGGAAGCGGCCUUUAUUUAUAACGACCCUACGCUUGAAGUUUGUCACAGUGAAUCGAAACAGAGAAACCUCAACUACUUUUCCAAUGCUUAUGCUGCUGCGGUCAGCGCCGUUGACCCAGAUGCCGGGAAUGGAGAGCUGUGUAUUAAGGUGCCAUCUGAGCUGUGGAAACAAGUCGAUGAGUUAAAAGCCCUAAAAGUGCACAUCAACUUUUCUCUGGACCAGCCAAAAGGAGGCCUUCAUUUUGUGGCGCCCAACGUGGAAGGCAGUUUGGCAGAAAGGGGGGCCCACGUCUUCUCUUGCGGAUAUCAAAAUUCUACAAGAUUUUGGUUUCCUUGUGUCGAUUCAUAUUCCGAGCUGUGCACGUGGAAACUGGAGUAUACAGUCGAUGCUACAAUGGUGGCUGUCUCAAAUGGAGAUCUGGUGGAAACCGUGUACACUCACGAUAUGAGAAAAAAGACCUUCCACUAUAUGCUGACGAUUCCGACUGCAGCCUCCAAUAUUUCUUUGGCGAUAGGCCCAUUUGAAAUUCUUGUCGACCCGUACAUGCACGAGGUGACUCAUUUUUGUUUGCCUCAGCUUCUUCCACUGCUCAAACACACCACUUCGUAUCUCCAUGAAGUCUUCGAAUUCUACGAAGAGAUCCUCACCUGUCGCUACCCUUAUUCCUGCUUCAAAACGGUUUUUGUAGACGAGGCCUAUGUUGAAGUCGCCGCUUACGCUUCUAUGAGCAUUUUUAGCACAAACCUUUUGCACAGCGCGAUGAUAAUAGAUGAGACCCCGCUGACCAGGAGGUGUUUGGCUCAAGCCCUCGCCCAGCAGUUCUUUGGCUGUUUCAUAUCUAGAAUGUCUUGGUCAGAUGAGUGGGUGCUGAAGGGAAUCUCUGGCUAUAUUUAUGGUCUUUGGAUGAAGAAAACCUUUGGCGUAAAUGAAUAUCGACACUGGAUCAAGGAGGAACUAGACAAGAUAGUGGUGUAUGAACUGAAGACUGGCGGAGUCCUACUGCAUCCAAUAUUUGGUGGAGGAAAAGAAAAAGACAACCCUUCAUCACAUCUGCAUUUCUCUAUCAAACACCCUCACACUUUAUCAUGGGAAUACUACACCAUGUUCCAGUGCAAAGCCCACUUAGUCAUGAGGCUGAUAGAAAACAGGAUCAGCAUGGAAUUCAUGUUACAAGUUUUCAACAAACUGUUGAGUCUGGCCAGCACGGCCUCAUCCCAGAAGUUCCAGUCUCAUAUGUGGAGUCAGAUGCUGGUUUCCACAUCUGGGUUUUUGAAAUCCAUCUCCAACGUCUCUGGCAAAGACAUCCAGCCAUUAAUAAAGCAGUGGGUAGAUCAGAGCAGCGUGGUAAAGUUUUAUGGAAGUUUUGCAUUUAACAGAAAGCGAAAUGUCCUGGAAUUAGAGAUAAAGCAGGACUACACAUCUCCCGGGACACAGAAAUAUGUGGGCCCUCUGAAAGUGACCGUGCAGGAGCUCGAUGGAUCCUUCAACCAUACUCUACAAAUAGAAGAGAACAGCCUUAAACACGACAUCCCCUGCCACUCUAAGAGCAGACGGAAUAAGAAGAAAAAGAUCCCGCUCAUGAACGGAGAGGAAGUAGACAUGGAUCUUUCUGCCAUGGACGCGGACUCCCCUUUGCUCUGGAUACGGAUAGACCCAGACAUGUCUGUGUUAAGAAAGGUAGAAUUUGAACAGGCUGACUUCAUGUGGCAGUACCAGCUCCGAUACGAGAGAGACGUGGUUGCCCAGGAGGAGUCCAUUUUGGCCCUGCAGAAGUUUCCCACUCCGGCGUCACGGCUCGCGCUGACCGAUAUCCUUGAACAAGAACAGUGUUUCUACCGAGUGAGAAUAAUGGCGUGCUUCUGUCUCGCGAAGAUUGCGAAUUUCAUGGUGAGCACAUGGACGGGACCACCAGCUAUGAAGUCCCUCUUCACCCGCAUGUUCUGCUGUAAAAGUUGUCCCAAUAUUGUGAAAACCAACAACUUUAUGAACUUCCAGAGUUACUUCCUUCAGAAGACAAUGCCUGUCGCAAUGGCUUUGCUGAGGGAUGUCCACAACCUGUGUCCCAAAGAGGUUUUAAUGUUCAUUUUAGACCUGAUCAAGUACAACGACAAUAGAAAAAACAAGUUUUCAGACAACUAUUACCGAGCAGAACUGAUAGACGCGCUAGCAAACUCUGUAACGCCUGCCGUCAGCGUGAACAACGAAGCCCGGACGCUAGAUAAUUUAAACUCUGACGUUCGUCUCAUUCUUGAAGAAAUAACCCGGUUCUUAAACAUGGAAAAGCUACUACCCAGUUACAGGCACACCGUUACAGUCAGCUGCCUGAAUGCCAUUCGCAUACUGCAGAAAAACGGGCACGUCCCAAGUGAUCCUGCUGUCUUUAAGUCAUACGCAGAAUAUGGGCACUUUGUGGAUAUCCGAAUAGCAGCUUUGGAGGCAGUUGUUGACUAUACAAAAGUUGACAGGAGCUAUGAGGAAUUACAGUGGCUGCUGAAUAUGGUUCAGACCGAUCCUGUGCCCUACAUAAGACACAAGAUCUUGAACCUGUUGACCAGGAAUCCGCCGUUUACUAAGAACAUGGAGUCUCCUUUGUGCAAUGAAGCUCUAGUGGAUCAACUCUGGAAACUUAUGAAUUCAGGCACAUCCCAUGACUGGCGGCUGCGGUGUGGAGCUGUUGACUUAUACUACACGCUGUUCGGUCUCAGCAGGCCUUCCUGUUUGCCGUUGCCAGAACUUGGAUUGGUCCUUAACCUAAAAGAGAAGAAAGCUGUCCUGAACCCCACCAUCAUCCCUGAGGCGGGAUCAGCUGGCACGGAACCUGUUAACAACCCAAAUAAUCUGGGACAGAUGAUUGGCUUCCAGAGCUCUGAAGACGAUCACCUCCUCAAAGAAAUGGCAGCCAUGCCUCCUGCUCACCAACUAGGGCUGAAGAGGAAAGCCGACACGCCUCUGGGGUCCCCUCUGGAGCCAGGCCAGAUCCUCGAGAAGAACGAAGACAGCAAAGUCAAGCUCAAGAUCAGGUUCUCAAACUCUCAAGAGGAGGAGGAGAUCGACAUGGACACUGUUCACGACAGUCAGGCUUUCAUCUACCAUCAUUUGAACAAUCUGGAAAGACCGUCGACACCAGGUGUGGCUGGCAAGGAUGGGGUCAUGCCGGCCUCGCGGAGCCACCGCGGCAGCGGGCAGAAGAGCGCAUGCCUCGAGCCACAGGUUCCUACCCUGCCCCAUACCGAGCUUGAUCUGUUGGUCUGUCAUGUACUCCUCAGUAUCAGUCCGGGCUCUUUGACUUCGGCAGUUGCCGUCCUCAAUUGGGUUAUUGAGAGUGACGUGAACCCACAAGAUAGUACACAGAAUAGUGACCGGCAGGAUAACUUUCUGCAAUAG